AUGGACUUUCUCAGCCGAGCUACAGCCAGUAGCGAUCACCAUGGUCAGGAAGGGAUUCCCGAGGAGCCAGACUACGCCAUCCGUUGCUACGCAACCAAGCACUCAUGGCGAGGACGCUACAAGCGGGUCUUCUGUGUGUCAUCCUCCGCUAUUAUCACACUCGAUCCCCACUCGCUCUCGUCUACCAACCACUACACCCUCGUGGCGGAUUAUGAGGGGAUUGUGGUGGCUCCUCCGCUUGGAGGGAAGGAAGAUGGGCAGCCUUCAUCACUCUGUGCCUUCUCCUGCCGCGUUUCACUCACGCAGCAGCUGGAAUUCACAAUCAACGUUCGCACAGAUGGACGUGGCAAGUACAAGCCCAUCAAGUUCUCUGCACGGCACCGUGCAUCUUUGCUGACGGAACUGCACAGGGUGGUGGCGGCACUGCAUCCCCACCCUCCUCGGCCCCUCACCACUCCCUCCACAGUCUUCCCUGUUCUCUGCCUCCGCCGCCGCUCUCAAACCUGGGUGCCUAGAGCUAUGCGCAUCUCACCAGUGGGAAUCGAGGUAAUCCAAGCACCCGUGGAAGCAGUUUCAGCUGCUUCCACUCCCGCAACAACAUCCCGCUCCUCCUCUGUGGCCUCCAUAGCAGCAGCAGUGCGCUGGAGUGUGGAGUUUCAGGGUCUCUCCUCCCCUGCUCUCACUGUGCUCGCUAGCCCAGAGGAGGCCGCAUCUAGUGCAGGUGCUUCCAGUGGAGGCUCAUCUGGAGGGUUCUUUGGUGUGCGAAGGGGCGUGGCGGGGAGGGAGGAUGGGGGGUUUAUCCUGCGGCUGGGGUUUGGGAGGCGGGCCAAGGCGAUCACAGCUACUGGAGGGUGUUCCAACUCGGCCAUCCUGUCAAAGAUUGUUGACACAGCCAAGGGCUCCAUAGGCCGUGCGCUCACAGUGGACACCACCUCUCGCCCGAGUGUCACAGACUUUGUUUCACAGACUGCGGUGGGAGGAGUGGGUCCCAACGAGCCCCCACUGGGGGAGUGGUCCGUCACCCUCGUCCGUCACUCUGCUCUGCUCCCAGACCCCUCCCCUCGCGCCUCCUCUGCUGCUGCCGGUGGUGCUGGCGCUACCUCUAGCAGCAGCAGCAACAGCAAUAGCGUGGCAGGGGGGGGAGUGCAAGGCGGAUUGGGUGUGGAGAUGAGUGGCUCGGCUCGUCAAUUUGCCGUGACUCGGCACUACUUUGUGGAGCGCAACCCAGUCACUUAUGAGGCCACAUACAUGCGGCAGCUCUCAACCGUGUCGGCUCUGGUGCGAUGGGUGGAGGAGCCUCAGCUGCUGGCUCUGGAGUUCGUUGACGGGGCACCAAUCCUGGUGUACCGAUGUGCAGCACGUGACUCUCUCCUGUCCGCCCUCAAAGAUGCUAUUGAAACCGAGGGGGAUCAACUCCUGGUGAAGCACCUCGCAGCAGCAGCCAAGGAUGCAGUUGCCGACGGGGGAACCAUCCCUGGUUCGAAGACUCGGCUCUGGCGAAGAGUCAGAGAGUUCAACGCCUGUGUGCCUUACUCAGGGCUCUCGGCAGGGGUUGAUGUUCCUGAUGUGGUGGUCAUGGCUGUGCUUAGCAUGCUGCCCAGCCCGCCUGUUCCUCCUCCUGCGGGUACUGAGGCUGCUUAUGACGAAGCAGGUGCUUAUAGCGCAGCGGCAAUUCUCCCUGCGCCUUCCCCGAGGGCUGCUGGGACGCACAUUGGGCUGCUGGCGUGUCUGCGGCGCCUGGUGGGGGCAAGUGGCGCGUUCUCAUUGGUGGUGGGGAUGCCGGGAGCAGUGGGGAGAAUUAUGGGGCUUGUGCGGAGUGGGUCAGAGGCAGUGGCGGCUGAAGCACUCGGUCUGCUGCGAGCCAUCAUAGCACUGCCAGUCUCUCUGCGGAAUACAGCCAGCCAGAUUGGAGCAGCCAGUCAGGGCACAGCAGCUGCCAGCACAGCAUGCAACAAGGCCAUGGCUGCUCGCGCUGCUGCCAAAGCCGCUUUCUUCCCCAUGCCUGUCCAGGUGGCAGCAGUGGUGAAUCGCCUGAAGCCACGGUCGGUGUCGCCACUGCUGUCAGCUGCAGCAGUGGCGGUGGUGGAAGCGCUGGUGUGCUCGCCUGACAGUGACACCACACAGGACGCAAUCUUCCAUGAGACACUGCGCCAGGUGGCAAACCUAAAGCGCCGUCUCUUCUCCCUGUUCGCGCAUCCAGCCGAGGGCACACGGGAGGCAGUGGCAGUCAUCAUGUGCACCAUCGCAGAAGAAGACGAGGCCGCCGCCCGGCCCAUGCGCGAUGCCGCCCUACAAGACGGCGCUUUCCUGCGGCACCUGAGCAACAGUGUUGCAGCAGCGGGAGGGGAGAGGAGAGAUCUGAGCCGGCAGCUGAUUGCCCUCUGGGCUGAAGGGCAUGACCCCAGUCUGGAUCUCAUCCGAAGGUGCUGCCCUCCUGGUCUCUGUGCUCAUCUGUACUCGCGUCGUGACACGUCAGCAGCACUGCCAGGUCAGCAGCAGGUCGGGAGGAAGGGCAGGAGGAGGGUAUCAGCAGCAGCUGCUGCUAUCGGCCGCAGAAGGCACGGGCUAGGGGGUGUUGGCGCUGGGGGCUGGGGCAGUGCGGGGGAGAGCAUGACCGGUAAUCUGGGGGUUGGUUUGGGAGGAGGGCAAAUGGCAGGAGCAGGGAGUGGUGAGGAUGGGCAGUUCUCAGCGGCUGCAGCGGAUUUUCUGUCUCAGUCAACGCCUUUCCUGCCCUCCUCCCGCCCGCAAGACCUGUCCAUUUCGGACCUCUGGCCUGCCGGAGCUGCCUCAGCUUCGGCCCUAGCCAGCUCGGAAGCAAGCACAGCCGGGGGAGGUCUCAACUGGGAGCGGUUCUGGCACGAGUUCGCGGGGGACCACUGCAGGGCGGAUCUGAUCUGGAACGAGCGCACGAGGCAGGAGCUGAGGGAGGCUCUUCAGGGGGAGGUACAUCUGCUGGACGUGGAACAGGAGAGGUUCUUGGGGGGAGGAGGGGCGGAGGAGGAAAGGCGGGAGGAGAAGGAAGGAUUGGAGAAGGGAGAUUCUGGUGCCGUUGACGGUCAACCAGACACUGGCGCUGCUGCUGCUGCAGCUGGUGGCGGCGCUGUGGAUUCUCCCACUGACAGUACAGGGGAGGCAGGGGCAGCAGCAGUGGGAUCGAUUCGGGACCCUGCAGCGUUUUUCCGGUCGCUGUACCACCGGUUCUUGAGGGAGGCGGAUAUGGGGCUCGUGGUGGAUGGGGUUGACGCCUCUCAGGAUCGUGCCAGGCUGAGUGAGUGGUGCGACCCCACAGGCGAAGACUGCUUCGGAGGAGCCCAGCUGCAGCAGCCUGCUGCAGCAGCAGGGGAUGAAGGAGCAGUGGAAGGUGGAGCCAGCAAGGGAGAGGGGCAGGGAGGGCAGGGUGGGAAGGGAGGAAAGGGAGGGAAGGGAGGAGGGGCGGUGAGCAAUGCGGUGCGGGAGCUUUGUGCGCGGGCCAUGGCGAUAGUGUACGGGCAGUACGGGGCGGUGAUAGGGCCGUUUGACGGCACGGCGCAUGUCACUCUGCUGCUGGAUCGCACCUUGGAUAGAACCCUCCGCCACCGCCUGCUGCUGCUGCUCAAGGCGCUGGUGCGAGUGCAAGAGAAUGCGAGUGCGUGUGUGGCGGUGGGAGGGUGUGAGCUGGCAGUCGACCUCCUCUGCUCUGCACACGACGCCCAUGAACGCACCUCCAUUCCUCUCCAGUCAAACCUACUGGCAGCAGCGGCAUAUACUGAACCACCCAAGGAGUGGUUCUACAUGCUGCCCAACGGGGGGUGCGUGGGGCCGUCGAACCUGCUGGCGGCAACGGCAUACACAGAGCCUCCUAAAGAAUGGUUCUACAUGCUGCCCAACGGGGGCCGCGUGGGGCCGGUGCUCAAGGCGGCAGUGCAGCAGGCGCGGUGGCGGGGGGAGGUUGACUGGAGCACCCGCUGCUGGGCGGCCGGGUGGGACGAGUGGCGCCGCGUGUGUGACGUGCGGGAGCUGCGCUGGGCCAUGGCCACUGGCGUUGCCAUCCUCACGCCUGCUCAGGUUCAUGUGUCUCUCAGUGACAGCACACACCCGGCCUUCAUGCAUCUUAUUUCCCUCCUUCCCUCCUUCCUUCCUCCCGCAUGCCCAACCAGAUGCCUGCCGCACCUCGCACAGGCCAUUCUCACCAACGAGCCUGCUAUAGUGGAAAAGGCCGCGCUGCUAUUGGAGGAGAUCGUGCGCUACAAUCCAACAGUCGCCACCCGCCUGUACACCACGGGCGUGUACUUCUUUGUGUUUGCCUACGCUGGCUCCAACUUUGGGACGCUAGCGUCGCUCUGCCACGCCACACACACACGGCAAGCGUAUGUGAGCGGCAUAGAGGCAGCGGACAUGGCGUCACAGCCGCUGGCCAAGCGCAGCAUCCUGGGAGUGCUGCUGCCAGAGAGCCUGCUCUACGUGCUUGACAGGCGUGGGGCAGCAGCGUUUGCCGCUGCUGUUGUGGCGGACUCUGAUUCGCCGGAGCUCAUCUGGACGCAUGCCAUGCGGGGCUCCGUGCUCAUCCCGCAGAUUCUCUCCCACCUGGGCGAUUUCCCCCAGCGCCUGAGCCAGUUCUCCAGGGCGCUGUAUGACCACACGCCCAUGCCGCCCAUCUCGUACCCCGAGCUCAAGGACGAGAUGUGGUGCCACCGCUACUACCUCCGGAAUUUGUGCGAUGAGAUCCGUUUCCCUGAUUGGCCGAUUGUGGAGCACGUGGAGUUCCUCCAGUCGCUGCUCGCCAUGUGGCGAGAGGAGCUCGCAAGGAAGCCCAUGGGGAUCUCCGAUGAGGAAGCAUGCGCCAUUCUCGAGAUUCCCACCGACAAGCAGCAGCCAGCCUCCGCCGCCGCAGGCACCGCCUUCCCCGCUACAAGACAAGGCGUGCAAGUGGACGAGGACGUGCUGAAGAGGCAGUACCGGCGCAUGGCGGUGAGAUAUCACCCGGACAAGAACCCUGAAGGGCGGGACAAGUUCAUAGCAGUGCAGAAGGCAUACGAGCACCUGCAGUCUGCCAUGCAGGGCCUGCAGGGGCCGCAGACCUGGCGCGUGCUGCUGCUACUGCGCACGCAGAUUAUUCUGUUUCGGAGGUAUCCGGGAGUUUUGGAGCCGUUCAAGUAUGCUGGGUUCCCGCUGCUGCUGCAGCUGCUGCGGCUGGAGGAUGGGGAUGGCGAGGCAGGUGCAGGGAAUGCGGGGGAUGGUGCGGGUGAUGGUGCUGGUGUUGGUGCUGUUGGUGGGGAGGAUGGUGGGAAGGCGUGGCGGCAGCAGGAGAGCGCAUCUAGCUUUCUGUCGCCAGAGCGUUCGGAGUUACUGCAGGCAGCAACGCAUCUGCUGUGGCUCAUCUGUGCCUGCUCCUCCCUCAACGGCGAAGAGCUCUUGCGAGACGGGGGCCUGCCUCUCCUCACCACGCUCCUCUCCCGCUGCCUCUCCCUCCUCUCCCCCUCCUCCUCCCCCACUGACCCCCCUGCCCUCAUCGCCACCCACAUCCUCCGCACGCUCGCCAUUCUCUCCGCCUUCCCCUCCGCCCGCACCGAGGUUCGGACCAACCAAGCCUGCGCAGCAGCCUUGGUGCCGGACCUGGUGGUGGCGACGGAGCUAGAGAGCACGCCCGGGGCUGUGGAAGCAGCACUAGAGGGGAUUUUCCACCUGGCGCUGUCUAAGGGGCUCAGAGAGAGGCUGCUAAGGGCUGGUGCAUUGUGGUAUCUGCUUCCGCUGCUCUUUAAGUUCGAUUCCACUGCGGAUACUGCUGGUGGUGAUACCAAAGGCGGAGGCGGCAGCAGCAGCAGCCUGAGUGCAGGUGCAGCAGUGACUGCAAAGGCCGACAGCGGCGGCGGAGCCCUGCUUCUAUCUGCCUCUCAAUUCUAUCAGUCCUCUUCCCAGUACCUCGCCCUGCCCUCCACAUCACACACUAUCUCCACCCCUCUCCCUUCCACCGGUACGAAUGGCACCAGAAUCAACACCAGCAGCACCACAUUCUCCUCCUCCACCUCAGCCUCUGCCUCUGCUGUCACCGGUGUCACGGGCCAAUCAGCAAUCGGCGCCAACGUCCAGUCAGAGCGCAACCUGCAUGCAGUACUGGCAGCACGAGCCAUUGCUCGACUGACAGGGUACCUGAGGGAGAAAGGCGGGUUUGCGGAGAGGGGAGGCGAGGAGGAAGGGUGGGGGGAGGGCGAGGGGGAGGAGGGGUCGGCGGAUGCAGCAGCACGAGCGGCUGUGAAGGUGCUGCUGACGCCGCGGCUGGCUGCUAGACUGGCAGAGAACUCGCCUGUGGGGCUGCUCAAGGCGCUCACCAGCAAUGUGGAGAGCCCUCAGGUGAUAUGGAGCAGUGGCAUGAGGGCACAGCUGCUGCGGUUUCUGGAGGACAGGAGGGCGCAGAGGGAGGCAGAUGGGUCGUAUGCGGUGGAUGCAUGCCAGACGUUUGUGUACACUGCACUGGAGGACGAGAUCCAGGUGGGAGACAUCUACCUCCGUCUCUUCAUCCAACAUCCAGACUUUCCUCUCUCUGACCCCGAGUCACUCUCCGCUGCCCUCGUGCCUUUCCUGCUCGACAUGUGCGCGCUGCUCCCGCCCAUGCACCACUCCCAAUCGCACCACACGCCUCUGCACCCUGCUGCUGUCCUGCUGCUGCGCAAGUGGGACCGGCGGGGUGUGGAGGGGGGCGAGGAGGAGGAGGAAGAGGACAGGAAAGGGGAAGGGGAAGAGGAGGAGAACGGCGGAGAGGCUAGAAUCCGCCAUCUCGCGCUGGCAGUGCUGACCAGACUCACCGGCUUCGCACCUAGUGUGGCUGCGAUGGUAUCAGACCGAGGGUCUCUCCUGAUGCUGCUGCUGCUGCUCGUGCGAUCGCCGCAAUCUCGGCCGUCCAUUCUGGGCAUGCUGCAGUCGCUGGCGGGUACGCCAGAGCUAGCGUGGGUGGUGGCGAAGCAAGGCGGCGUCGUCUUCCUCCUCGCGCUCCUGCUCCCUGCCCCUGGAGACGACAUACCCCACCCUAUCCGGGUCACCACAGCCCUCCUCCUCUCCGCGCUCCUCUCUCAGCCCCUGCACGGCCCGCGGGUCUUCCUCUCCCUCUCCCGCUUCCUGCCCCAAGGCCUCCUCUCCUUCCUGCGGGACGGUUCAGGGGAAGCUGCCAUUGCUGCUCUCUCCCAGACCACGCAAACCCCCGAGCUCGUCUGGUCCCCCGCCCUCGCGCUCAAUCUCGGCCGUCGGAUAGCGGUGCUGGCUGCUGAGGUUGUACGGAUGGUAGAGAUCGCACGGAGGUCUGGUGGUGGGAGCAAGGGAGGAGGCGAGGGUGGUAGUUCCGUUUUUGGAAACCUGGCUUCUUUUGAAUGGGAUCCGCCUGAUCUUGUGGGGGCUAUCGGUGGGGGCACUCCAGGUGUUGCAUCAGGUGCUGGUUCGGGUGGUCCAGGUGGGGCGCCAGGCGCAUCAGACAACAGUCUGUUGAAUUCACCUGAAGAAGGGGACGAGUGGCAGGUGGGCGGCGUGUACAUUCGUCUCUUCCUCAAGGACCCCAAGUACCCGCUGCGCAACCCCAAGCGCUUUCUCGAGGGCCUUCUCGACCAAUACGUGCUUGCCACGUCAGCACUGUUCGCCCCAGCUUCCCCUGCUCCUGCUCCUGCUCCCACAGCAGCAGCAUCGGGAACAGCAACGGCCGCGGCGGUAGCAGGGAGGGGGCUGGUAGGAGCAGCAGCAGUGGCAGCGGCGGCAGAGAGAGUGGAGCUUCUAGCAACAGCGCUCAUCUCCCUGCUGAGAGUUCAGCCACUCCUGAGUGAACACGUGGCACUGCUGGGUUACGUGCCGAAGCUGCUGCUGCUGACUGCAGCCGAGGGGCAACUGCUUACCGCCUCUGCGCCCUCUGCUGCUGGUGCUGCAACUGCUGCUGCAGCAGGGGCAGCAAUAGCUGGGGGUGCAGGGGGCGGGGUGGCACAGGGUGGGACGAAGGGAGGGGUAACUGCAGCGGAGGCAGAUGCGGAGGCGAGGAGGCAGGCGGGGGAGAGGGCGCGCAUGUGCUCCUUGAAGAUCCUCCACCAGAUAGCCGCCAAUGGCCCCUGUGCUGAGGCUCUUGCUGUCCCCGGUGCCAACGCCCCCCAGGUGAUAGCCCUGCUGAUGCGGGCAAUCGGGUGGGCGGGAGCGGCAGUGCUGGCUCUGGAGACAAUGAAGAGAUUGCUGGCUCCAACCAACAGAUCUCGAGACGUCAUUGUUGCACAGGCGCUCAGGAAUGGCUUGGUUCAGGUCCUGCUUGCAAUCCUGGACUGGCGGGCAGGCGGAAAGGCUUCGCUGGCUGCCCGGAUGCGGUGGAGCGAAUCAGAGGCAGCGGUGGGGCGAGUGCUGACAGUGGAAAUUCUGAGGCUGCUGGGGGCAGAUGGGGCCUACUCCAUCCGUGUGCAAGAGAUCCUGAAUGGCUCUGAGGUGUGGAGGGCGUUCAAGGACCAGAAGCACGACCUAUUCCUGCCCACCAACGUGCAGUCAUCCGGUGCCGGUGUGGCUGGCUUGCUGCAGGGCGCUGGCUCUGCUGCCCUCGCCCUCCCUGCCCUCGCCCUCCCUGCCUCCGCCGCCCCUCCCACCACCGCUACUCCUGCUGCUGCGCCUGCUGCUGCUCCUGCUGUGGCUGCGGCUGUCGCUCCUGGUGCUACUCUUUCCUCGUCUCCUCUUCAUUCUGGGGAAGCAGCUAGAAGCUUAUCCUCUUCUACUGCUGCAGUGUCUGCCCAUCACUCACCAGUACCCACCGGCUCUCAUCUCCCCCAUGCCUCACACUCCUCUCCCUCGCUCCUGCCUCUCUCCUCCAUGCCCACCCCCCUCUCUCCCGCCCAUCCGGUACCCACUCACUCUCAUCAUGCACACACUCCCUUCGCUCCCUCCCAACCUGCUUCUAUCGCAAUUCAUCCCUCUCCUGCUCGAACAGUGCCUCACUCCACAUCUGCAACAGCUUUCUCACCCUCCCCUUCCUUCCCAGCCGCCAUUUCAACCACUACAUCUCCCCCAAACCGCUCCCAAGCGUUGGAUCCGCUAUUAGGUUCAGCACCGGGGCUGGUGUCUGCAACAGGAGGUUCGGAUGCAGGUGUGGCUGGGAUGGCAGCUUCGGCAGUAGCUCGCGCCUCUGUAGGAGAGGCAGCUGGAGCCGUCACAAGAGCAACAGCUGGGGCACGAUCUAGUGGUGCUGUGGCAGGGCCGGCUGCUGGUUUGACGGCGCCUGCUGUAGUUUCAGCCUCGGAUUUUGAUCGAGUGGUGGAGGAAAAAAUGCUAGGAGGGGAAAUUGGUGGGGCUGCUGGUGGACAGGUGAUUGGUCAGGUGGCCCGGCAGGCUGAGCGGGAAAACACUUCUAAUGUAGGGAAGGCAAGGAUGGAGGAUGAAGGGUUUUUGGUGCUUGGGAGGCAGGGGACGGGGGGUACAGGGAACGAGGGUUAUGGGGGUGAUGAGGAAGAGGAGGAGGUGGCAAGGCAGCCCAUAGGGCUGGAUGCUGCCCCCUUGUAG
Messenger RNA from Closterium sp. NIES-65, 9480 nucleotides. Lineage: Eukaryota; Viridiplantae; Streptophyta; Zygnematophyceae; Desmidiales; Closteriaceae. The record is from the annotation of a GenBank genome assembly.